Messenger RNA from Lentinula edodes (shiitake mushroom), 654 nucleotides. RefSeq lists its product as uncharacterized. Gene Ontology annotation, cellular component: nuclear envelope; nuclear membrane. Gene Ontology annotation, biological process: nuclear envelope organization; lipid homeostasis. The coding region runs from base 1 to 654 and encodes 217 amino acids. The record is from RefSeq and is a predicted model, not a curated record. Lineage: Eukaryota; Fungi; Basidiomycota; Agaricomycetes; Agaricales; Omphalotaceae. The transcript has 5 exons.
AUGUACCUGUCAGAAGUGAGGAGGAGGCCUCCUGUACACUUCCAAGGUACUGAAUGGAAGAUUCAGUUGCUGGUGGGGAUCUGUUGGUUUGCAGAGGCCUCCAGAAACGCUCCCUACCCUUGGAAUCUGCCUUCAUGUCAACCUGGUUUUAAGCCUUGGCUUAUAAAUGGAACAUUGGCCGAGAAGCAGCUUGCGGACCCUCGGACAUUUUGCAUUGCCCAGCCUGUGAAAGAAGGCUUCUGGACAAGGCAUCUAAGAGCAAUAGGUAUCAGUUUUCUAUGUCUUCUUGCAUGGGAUAUGGGACUUGCUUUCACACAUGCUCAAGAGAAAAUCGAGGCUGAAGGGAUCGCUUGCGUGGGUAGAUACAACAGGAACAGAUGUUGGGCACCAGUUCCGCAAACCGAGGAAUAUUGCGCUAUGAUAUCACUAUGCAUGAAUCAAUCAUGGAUGAGCGUAGGAUUCACCCGCAUUGCAGUGGCAACACUCGCUGAAACGUUGAAUUCUUUCUUCAAAGCUGUUGCCAUAAAAACCAUGAUCUGGAUCAUGUACUCUGUUUCGAAGAAGGACGUGGCAUUGUAUUAUAUCAGAUUCAUCUCACUUAAGCUUGCGCUCGAUUGCGCGAACACAAAAACCCAAGAACUUGAUGAUAUUUAG